CAAGAUGAAAAACUACUUAGUGAUACAGACGAAUUACCAACAGAAACAGACGUCCUCAACCUAGCCAUACAACAAAAUUUAUUAAAACGAGAAGUAUAUACAAUAACUCAAGAAAUAACCCCAAAAAUAGGACUUUUUACCUCAAGUCAAGGAGCCCAAUUUCACCAAUUACUUCUUGAAUUUGCUGACCUCUUUGCAAAAGAUGUUACUCAAUUCGGAAGAACCAAUCUAGUCACACAUCGAAUAUAUACAGAAGAUGUACCUCCUAUUAGCUCUCAACCCUACAUGGUACCUCUAGCUAAACAAAAAUUUAUUAAUGAAGAAGUGCAACAAAU
This is a messenger RNA of Ambispora leptoticha, 335 nucleotides long. The record is from the annotation of a GenBank genome assembly. NCBI's taxonomy places the organism in Eukaryota, Fungi, Glomeromycota, Glomeromycetes, Archaeosporales, Ambisporaceae.